AUGGCACAAUUCCGAACGCAUACCAAGGUUACUGGAGCCCCAGACUAUGAUGACCCAAAAUUUUGGGAUGUUCGGUUCGCGACUGGCCAGGACGUGGGCGAAUGGCUCAACUCGGGCGAGGUGAUAAUUGAGGCAGCCUUGGCUAGCUUGGAAUGCACAGGGGUAGAAAGCAAAAGACCCCGGGUCUUGCACUUAGGCCCUGGCUUAUCCCAGUUAGGCGCAAAACUGCGAGAUGCUUGUCUUGAUCGGCAAUGGAUGGCCAAUGGCAUCGUGAAUGUAGAUUUUUCCGCCGAGGCUGUUCGACAGGGUCUAGAAGCUGAAUGCAAAACUCCGCCCAACCAAGCAAUGCAUUGGCACCGCGCUGAUCUUCUCUCGUGGAACGAUGUCUCUGACAUUUCUCCUUUCGCGCCUUUUGAUGUCAUUCUCGACAAAAGCACUAGCGAUGCCAUUUCGACCUGUAGCGACCGUAAAAUCUCGACAACAGACGCUGAAUCUCUCUGUCCCACGGUUGAACAGAUUCUAUCCACAAACCCCGUCACCAAUCUUUCUCCAGUGGAGCUUCUUGCCUUACAUUUGGUCCCGCUGACGCGAAAGGACACCACAUGGAUCGCGCUUUCAUAUUCGACUCUGCGGUUUGACAACCUUCCUCUUCUGGGGAUGUAUUGGAAACUCCGCUCGCGCACCCCAUUAAAAGCACCUGCUGGGCGUGUCUCUUCGUCCGCCUAUACUCCUGAAGUGUUUCACUGGUUAUAUAUCCUGGACCGUAAAUAA
Molecule: messenger RNA, 771 nt
Organism: Penicillium taxi
Lineage: Eukaryota; Fungi; Ascomycota; Eurotiomycetes; Eurotiales; Aspergillaceae
Exons: 2
Coding region: 1-771 (256 amino acids)
Source: RefSeq, a predicted model, not a curated record